UGUGUGUGAGUGUGUGUGUGUGUGUGUGUGUGUGUGUGAGAGAGAGAGAGAGGGAGAGAGAGAGAGAAUGUGGAGGCGUAGAGCAAUGCAAAGCCCGUGUCUCGGAGUUGCGUUGCCAUUACGCGCUAUUACGCACUGACAGCUGCUUUACAAGAGAGGGGAGCGCAGGUCGCAGGAGGAGCGGAUUGUUUUGGAGUAUAUCCCCCUCACACACAUCCGAAAAGAAGACAGAAGUUUCUUCGUCAACGAUCAGCUGAUCUCCAGCGGAACAGAUUGAUCUUCAGAGCAGAGCACAGGAAUGGUGGAUCACCUGCCGCUUGGUGAGGAGACCUUCCUGUAUUACACCGGCUCUCCGGGGUCGGACUACAACUGCCUCUGUCACCACACCAAUAGUGGCUCGGUGCCGGGCAUCAUGGUAACCGAUGCCUGCCUGUACGACCACCACCACCACCACCACCCCUACGAAGGGGUGACGCUAUCCUCCUCCCCUCGCCCCUCUGAGGAUGACCUCAGUGACUCCUCCAGCCCCCGCUCCUCCCUCUGCUCCAGCCCAGAGGCCUCGUCGCCGACGUUGCGGCACGUCCUCGGCACCAGCUACGAAAGCAGGGGCAGCAGGAGCAGCGGGAGCUGUAGCUCCUCGGGAGGAGAGAGUCAAGACAGCCUGCUGGACCUCCUCCUCUCGCAGGCCUCCCUCCCUCGCAGCAGCUCUCAUUCUUCUUCUCUAUCUUCCUCCCUAUCCCUAUCACCCCCCUCCUCUUCGUCAACCUCAUCUUACCCUCUCUUACCCAUGGGCCUGGCAUGGGAGUCCAAGAGGGAGCAGCGGCUGACUCUCCUCCAGCAGCACGCCAAAGACGACUGCUACGAGUUCCCUGUCUUCCUGGACGAGAUGCAGGAUCCUGCAGCGCUCCUCUUCCAGCCCACCCUGGAGGAGAUUGAGGAGUUCCUGGAGGAGAACAUGGUGGUGGCAUUGGAGAAAGAAGAGGAGGGUAGCGAUGAGGCGAUGUCGCCAAUGCCAGAGGAUGCUGAGACAAAAGGUUCAAGGACUUUAGCAGGAGGACCCGUAUCAGUGUCACGGAAUUCGGAUCAGACUGUGCCUGUGGCUCAUUCGCCGCUCUCCUCCUACACAGAGACCAAACACACACCAUGUGCAUCAGACAUGGACAGUUCGCCAUCAGCAGUGGAUUUUAGUUCUCCUCGUAGUGUUGACGAGAUCAAACACGAGGAUUGUGGUUCACCACCGACCUCAUCAGAAGAUACCGGCGCCUCCAGCGUGCCUGUCAUCCUACAAAUCCAGCCCAUCCAGAUCAAACAAGAGCCCAACCCCAGUGCCAUCCUAGAUGCUGCCACACAGCAAACCCAACCCCUAAAAACCCAAACCCAGCCGGCUCAGGCCCCGUCGGAUAUAAAAGUCGCCCAACUUCUGGUCAACAUCCAGGGGCAGACCUUUGCCUUGGUGCCUCAGCUGCUUUCAGCGACCAACAUUACCAGCUCUGGCAAAAACGGGAGCUCUGUGUCGCCCAAAUUUGUCAGAAUCGCACCGGUGCCCAUCGCCGCCAAACCCACUGGGCUCGGGGAAGGCGGGUUAGGUGGGGGCUCAACUGCGGGGGUCCUUGUCGGAGGUCAGAGGUACCAGAAGAACGCUGUAGCGGACCUCAUUAAAAUGCACAAGUGCUCUUUUCCCGGCUGUAAUAAGAUGUACACCAAAAGCAGCCACCUUAAAGCCCACCUGAGGAGGCACACGGGGGAGAAGCCCUUCGCCUGCACGUGGCCCGGCUGUGGAUGGAGGUUCUCCCGGUCUGACGAGCUCUCCCGACACCGGCGCUCCCACUCGGGAGUGAAACCAUACCAGUGCAUCGUCUGCGAAAAGAAGUUCGCCCGCAGCGACCACCUGUCGAAACACCUCAAAGUCCACCGCUUUCCACGAAGCAGCAGGACAGGGCGCUCUGCAAACUGACUCUUCUGACCCCACUCUGACGGACUGACGCUGAGUGGGGAUGGGGGGAACGGGGGGUAUGUGUAUGGGUGUAUUUGUGUGUGACGAAAGACAGCGGAGGAGGGGGGGGGGGUUGAAAGUACAAACACCUUUUUAAAGGAGUCUGUUCAGGACUCUCCAGCUGGUGUGUGUUUAUGUUCAAACAUGUACGCAUGACGUACAUCCAUGGUACUGUUAUAAUUUAUUGGGUGGUGAGGAAAAGACUGUAAAAAGAACCAGAGAGAAACAGAAAACUGUUACUUGACACAACACCCUCACAGGUGGAAUAAGCUUCUUGUAUAUACCAACUUUUUUUUUUUCUCACUGAAAUCUUUAAGCUGAUCUAAUUUGAGGAAAGAUUUGCUACUCAGAUUAUUUUUACACUUUGAGAUGCAAGUUAUUGUUAUUGCUGGAGUCAAAAGCCUUAUGUGAAUAACAAAAUGCAUCGCUAAAGGGGUUUGCUACUAUUUAAAACCCCAAGGUUUUUUUACCUUCCUGGAGCCAAAUGUUGUUUAGCAAAAACGCAUCGCUUGAUGGCUUGAAAUUGAAUUUGUUGCCCAGCAACAAGAGCUGACUUGACACAGGGAACUGUUGGGGGCCUUGGUUUAAUUCUUCCUUGAUUGACGGCAGAGUGUAUGAUGCGUCAACAUUCCUGUAGCUUUGAAUAAGUGUCAUUGUUGCCUUUGAGUUUCAUGACAGGAAAAAACAAAACACUAAAGUAACCUCAAAAACAAGAAGAAUGCUCAUAUUCAUGUUGAAUUACCACGCUAUGGUCUUUUUUUGGGGGAUCAAAACAAAAUUGUGGUGCAGCCACAUCCAAUGAUAAUCUGCAAAUUAUUUCAAUCCAGCAAUGAAAACAAGCAUUAACAGAGGCAUGUCUGUUCUUCUGUCUUCAAAUCACUAUAGAAAAACAACAUUUGUUUUCUGGUUUUGUGAUUUCGUAAUCAAUAAUUACUUUAUUAGUCACUUUACUUACUUCAUGUCACUGCUGUCACAAGAGGCACAAGCACAGGCUGGUGGUCUUGAACGUAUCAAAUCUCUUGCCUCCUCUACUGCCAAAUCAAGUUUCUUUCGGCCCUCUUUAGUUAAAUAUCAAAACAGAUGAAUUUUACAUAUCAAAUGAAAUUAUUUACAUAUCAAAUCUAAGGGGAUUAGUCUUUUGCACUUGCUGAGACUCGAAAUAUGUACCGCUACAACAUCAAUUAACAAAGUCACCCCAGAUCAGCUUAAUGUAUUUGUAUUUGCUACCGUGGCCACAACAACAAUAACAGGUUUUAACAGUAAAAGUGAAGAAGAGACCCAGUCUCAAGUACUAGCCAGUAUUCACCACUAUAAGCUAGUGGUCAUACCAGACCAAGUAGAGCAUUGGUUAUACUCUCUAAGCGGACUACUAUUCAGUCUGCUUGGAGAAUGCGUUCCACGCAUGCAAAGUAGAUUGCUACGCUACGCUAACGUUUGUAGCGUUUUGGCAGUGCGGACAAAUCCGGACAGGUCAACGCUGUAACUAGAAAUCCGACAUGUACACCCUAUGAUGAUGACAUUUAUGGCACGCAGACCUAACAGGCCCUUGAACGUAGAAAGUAUAACUUUAGUCUUUUGAAUUUCGAAAGGGAGUGUUUUAUUGCAUGUGAAUUCAACUUCUCUUUUGUAAAAGGAUCAGCUCUGUCUCUUUAAAAAAAGAAGUACUUUUCUAAGAUUAAUCAAGUAAAAUAUGGCUCUUCCAUUUUGAAGCCUCUUCUCUUUUUAAAGUCAAUCUUCAUUCAACAAAUUAAUUUAAUAAAAUGAAAAACAAAAUGGUUUGCAUGUAAAUUAACUUAACAUUUUCUUUGGCCUUAUAACUUGUUACAGCAUAUUCGCCAAAGGUAGAUAGAAAUUUGAAGAUCAUUUAAAGAAAUGAUUUCUUCUGUCCCUGGUCUUGGACAUAUCAGAUCUCUUUCCAUGAAAUGAGAUGCCUUUGUCUUGUACUGUAAGGGAAUAUUGACUGUUUUUUUUUUGCCAUAUUACAUUUAUCUGUAUACAUUGCUUUAGCGUGUGUCAUUCUGAAUCUCAGUUGAAUAAAACCAAAUGUGUCAUGGGAGGGUCGCAAAAUGACAGAGCAGAGUUCAGUCGUUGUUUUCUUGUACCAUAAAGUUGAGGAUCAGCUGACAAUGAUCCGUGCCGAUAUUGUUUGAAGAGAGGAAUGUUAAAGUUUUGAACUGGAAUCCAGUUGUAUUUGGAAGCGUUUGAUUUGCUGGAAACCUACAUCAAUCAACGAACCCCUUGAGCGAUGGGUACGCUGCAGCUGAACAAGGCGGCGUAUGGAAGAAGUGCAACAUCAAUGUCAGUCAUUCCUUCCGUACAAUCAGGAGAAACACUUUUCUAAACGGGUGUCACCUGUGAGCUCGUGAAUGUAUGUAAAUACUGUAAAUGCAUCUGAAAGGAGAUCUGAAAUAUUCUUCUAAUGAUUUCUGUGAGUGUGAAAGAUUCUUUGAAAGAAUAUAUAAAGAAAGAGUACAUAAUGUGAUAAUUCAAAUAUAUAGUGAAAAAUGUGGUAACUUGCUUUUUCUUGUCAGGUUUUUACACGACACAUGAUUAAAAAUGCUCAUGUAAUGUUUCAUAACACAUCCAUUGAUCGGAAUUUAUAACAUAUUCAAUAUGGUCAGGUGCAAAUACGGCAUAAUGUAUUAUGAAACGUGAUGAGUAAGGUGUUUGUGCUCUGUAAACACAUUACAAGCUAAGAGUUACUAAAAUUAUAUAUUUUUGCUUUUGUUCCUACAUAAAACACAUUUACAAUAAAAAUCUCAAA
Molecule: messenger RNA, 4757 nt
Organism: Anoplopoma fimbria (sablefish)
Lineage: Eukaryota; Metazoa; Chordata; Actinopteri; Perciformes; Anoplopomatidae
Product: Krueppel-like factor 15
Exons: 3
Coding region: 299-1954 (551 amino acids)
Biological process (GO): regulation of transcription by RNA polymerase II
Molecular function (GO): DNA-binding transcription factor activity, RNA polymerase II-specific; RNA polymerase II cis-regulatory region sequence-specific DNA binding
Source: RefSeq, a predicted model, not a curated record